AUGGGCUAUCGGGCUCCGCGCCCCGCCUCCACCUGUCGCUCCGGCGCCGGCCAGGUGUCGGCGGCCGCCAGCUGGGGUAAAGGGGUGCUGAACAGGUCCGGCCUUGACUGCGCUUACCUGCGCGUCGCGGGGCUCCGCAGAGGCACUCGGCGAGCCUCCGGAGACUCCAGGGAACUAGGGGCCCGGAGGCGCCGAACCGGGGCUCCUCGCCCGCGAACAGCCCUGCACCGAAGGCCCGGCGAGGACCGCGCCAGGCCUGCGCAUGAAAGGUCCUUUCCGGGGUGGGUGGUGGGGUCAGCCCAGGACCUGCCGGCCCCGACCCGGGGUGCGGGGUGA
Messenger RNA from Rangifer tarandus platyrhynchus (Svalbard reindeer), 336 nucleotides. The record is from the annotation of a GenBank genome assembly. NCBI's taxonomy places the organism in Eukaryota, Metazoa, Chordata, Mammalia, Artiodactyla, Cervidae.